Sceloporus undulatus (fence lizard) is the source of this 1539-nucleotide messenger RNA. RefSeq names its product F-BAR domain only protein 1-like. The transcript is spliced from 4 exons. The coding region runs from base 423 to 1070 and encodes 215 amino acids. Lineage: Eukaryota; Metazoa; Chordata; Lepidosauria; Squamata; Phrynosomatidae. The record is from RefSeq and is a predicted model, not a curated record.
GGAAUUAGGAGGUGAAUGCCUAGUAGUUGGAACUUACAGUAGCUGAGAUAACCUCUCUCCAUCCCUGUUUUAUCCCCUUCAGGGCAUGUGGGACCAUUUGUUCUGAAUCUUGUGCUCCUACAUUGCAGACCUUGGAAGUACUAGAACUGUGGUAGUGCCUAAGGUGUCUUUAAAUAUUUAUAACCUGUUUUCCGUCCAAACAUCUCAAGGUGUCAUACAAUAAAAUCAAUUUAAGGCAAUAAAUCACAAUGCCAGUAUAAGCUUGCGCAGGGCACAUGCUCUCAGCCACAGGGGAAGACAGUGGCAAAUCUCCUCUAAACACACCUUGCCAAGAAAACCCCAUGAUAAAUUUACUUUAGGGUUGCCAUAAUUUGGAAAUGACUUGAAGGCACACAACAACAACAAACAAUUUUAAAAGACCAAUGCUAUAUUUCCAAGCUCUGUCUCAUUUUUUAAAACUGCCUGUUUUAUUAUCCCCCGAAUUGGGCUUUGAACCCAAGGGUGAUAAUUCCAGGAGGCCAAUCAUGAACCUGGAUUUUAGGAGAAAUAAAAAUUCUCCCCCAGAGUCCCAAGCGGUUGUUGGCCCAUCUUCCUCUCCUCUUUUCCAAAACCCUCAGUAUUCAAAGCAGGGCCAAGCCUGGGCCCCUUUGCAGCUCUCCGUCAGCUGGGACUGCGCUGUGGAUGCCACACGGGUUUGCGUGGAUUACAGCUACAACGGGGAAGCCCUCGGCACAGCGGUCACCCUCUCCAACGUCCAGAUCCUCCUGCCGAUUGAGGAGCCUGCUGCCAACGUCCAGCCCCAGCCCAAGGCAUGCUGGAACCUGGAAGAGAAACGUUUGUUGUGGCAACUCCUGGAUGUCCCUGGCACCCAAGGCCGUGGAGGAUCUGGCCGCCUACUAGCCAGCUGGGAGCCCCUAAAUGGUCCCAGUAAGCCAAGUCCAGUGGCCGCCCAGUUCACCAGCGAGGGGAGCACGGUUUCGGGAGCGGAUGUGGAGCUGGUUGGCAGCGGCUAUCGGAUGUCGCUGGUGAAGAAGAGGUUUGCCACAGGGAUUUACAUUGCUGGCUCAUGAACAACCCAUGAUCCUACUGCUGCUGUUUUUCGGGGGCCAGGGGGGUUGUUUUAGUUUUUAAAGUGUUCUGGAAAAUGGAGAAAAUAUAUUUGUGUGUUCUUAAAUUAUUAUUAUUAUUGUUAAUUAUUGUUAUUAUUAUUGGCCUGGAUUUAAAAAAAAAACACUGGAAAGAAUAAGCAAGGCAAGGACUUUUGGAUGCUGAAGAAUCCAACCAAGGGGAAAAGGAGGCAGCUGUGAAUUGCACUGGAGGAUAACCUUCCCUUCUCUUCUCCCUGCCACCUUUUUUUAUUCUUUUAAAAAACUGACUUUCUCAACCUGUCUGUUCCUAAAUUAUUAUUGCUCCGGUUGCCCCUCUUUCUUUGGAAGCCGUUGCCUCCUGCUGCUAGGGCCUCUCUGGGCCUUUGGGAACCUUGUUGCUCUUUUAAUAAAAACACUUGGUUUUUCUAAUUAAAAGGACACAAAAAGCAAA